CUCUAUGUUGGCAGUUCCUUUCGUCUCAUGUCGUCUCUACAUGUGCUCAGUCAGUUCAGAAUCCAAUUCAUUAAAAUUGGUACAUAGCUCGUCGUCAAUGUGCACAGUAUCCGCCAUUUUGUACUGAAAUGAAUGAAAGGAUAAAGUCGUCUAGCAGUCGAACGCCAUGCCAUGACUCGGUUGCUUCAAAGUUCAAAGACAGUUUGUAAAAUCUCUGCAUUUUGCUUCAGUUGUAAUGAAUUGGAUGUGGUUUGUUUGCGAUCGUGUAAUUUGUGUCAGUCUUUCUUUGUCUUAACUUUUAUACGAGAUGAAGGGGCGUUUUAUUUCGUCACACGUCGUUUCAAUGUUUUCGCUGCAAGAUCAACUGAUUGUUUAAGCCAAGGGGGAGGGUUGUUGUUCUUUACGGUUUAUACUGUAACUUAGUCGUGGCAGGAGUAAUGAUGACGGGCAAAACAAAAACUAUGGUAGACAUUUAAAAAAAAAUUACGUUUUAAUUCGUAAUAUCAAUUUUAAGUUUGAAAUGUGGGCCUCGUUGUCUAUGUGGUUAAAAUGAGGUCAUAGAGCUUUCGAAUCAAACGAGUAGGACGGGAACUGCGUAUGAUGCGUACGUAUGUUGCAGGUAUUUUGCUCUGGAACCGUACAGUGCCACGUUAUACGAAUAUUGCAAUGGCGAGUACGAUGGAGCCAUGUCAAAUGAAUCGCAAGUUCUUUAUCAAAUUACCAACGGAAUCUUCUAUUUGCAUGGCAAAGGAAUUGUACAUGGCGAUUAAAAUCCAUUAAACGUCGUCAUUGCUGCCCAGUCCCGUCCUGUGCGCAUGAAAUUUUCAGAUUUUGGAUUGAGCAAAUUCAGUUAUAGCAAACAGCUGUUGGAAAAAGGAGAAAACAUUUCCUAUACAGUGAAACUCUGCAUAAGAAAGUAUUGGACACUCUCCAAAAAAACUUGCUCCCUGGAAGGCAUCAAAGACGCCACCGAAGAUGUCAUUGCAGCUGGAUGCAUUUUGUUUUAUUUUCUAACCCGUGGUGAACACCCUUUUUGGUAAUGAUUCCAAGUCAAUCUUGAUAUAAAACCUCACGAAAAAGAAUCCAGUCAAUUUACCAGCAUUGGAUAAAAAUCACUUUGCGUACGAGCCCAUCAAAAAUAUGAUUAUUCCCCCACGAAAAGGAUUCAAUUGGUUGCACAUAGCAAAUGAGAAAUUUAAAGAAGCCCUUUCACGCAAGUCAAGAAUUUCCGUUUCGUUCCAAGUCAACACUGGCAAACAACUUGGCAAAGGUUAUUUUGGACAAGUGUUCGAAGGGAAAUUUAACGGCGAUCUUGUUGCCGUUAAACAAAUGACGACGACAACCGCUCAAAAAAAUAUUAUUCAAAGAGAAAUGAAUACACACAUAGAAUUGAAUCACGUCAACGUAGUGAAACUCUUGGACGUCGAUGAUUCGGCCGACAAUAGAUUCACGCAUCUGGCUUUGGAAUUGUGUGGCGGGACAUUGACGGAUUAUUGCGAAAAGAAACUCAGCGGACCGAAAUUGCCGCCAGACGAAUUGGUCCUUUAUCAAAUCGCCAAUGGAUUGCAUUACAUCCACUCGAGAAAUUUGGUGCAUCGCGAUAUUAAACCGGAAAACAUCCUCAUUUCAAUGAAGACGCCCGUUCAGAUGAAAUUCUCUGAUUUAUCGUUUGUUAAGAAAACACACCAAGAUAUUUUUUCGCAGAGUAAAAUCAGAGGAACUCUCCAGUGGCUAGCACCUGAGAGACUUGUGUUUUUAAGUGACCCUGAAAACAUGCCUGCCGAUCUCCCAGAUGCAACAAUCAAAAGUGACACGUUUUCAUCCGGAUGUGUUUUUUUCUAUUUCUUGACGCGUGGCACUCAUCCAUUUGGAAAAAAUCCAGUCACUGUGCCAGCCAAUAUUUUGAAAAAAACCCCGGGGGAACUCGUCAGCUACAAGCAAAAUUUUGAUAUACCAAUUGGCAAAUCUGGUGAUUGUUAUGAUGAUUUGGCGGCAGACGACGUAAACGGAAGAAUCCUUGCUCGUUUGAUUGAGGAUAUGAUUCAAUUUGAAGAAAAAGAAAGAGUCGGAUUGCCUGAGGUCAUAAAACAACUAGCCGCUGUAUUGUACGGGAUGGACAAAAGCAAAUGUCAAUUGAGGCUCGUUGAAUCGUCGUUAGGUGGGGAUUACAUAAUCCGUUCCCACCCCACUGAACUGAUUCUUGCAUGUGCCAAUGAGAAAAAGUUAAUAUUUUACACUGCCGAAAAUUUGGCUAUUCCGUUUUCCAAUUGGAGAGAGGAGAAAGAAGUCACAUGUCUACCUCUAAACUUCGGUGGAAAGAGAGUUCGGUCGCUUGAGUGGAAUAUUAUCGGGAUACAACUACCUGCUGGAUACGGUGGCCAAUUUGGCCAUAAUCUCGUCGUAUGGAGUUACCCAGAGUGCGAAAUCCCCUUUCAAAAGGAAAUUUCUGGUUAUUUCAAUGAAAUAAAUUGGAAUCCAACCAGGCCCAACUUAUUUGCUGCUUAUGCGAACGAUCAUCAAGUUGUCGUAUGUGAUUCAUCCAUUGGCGACGUGAUCACCACAAUUGACUGUAAAAGCGUUUCGGCUGUGAAGUGGAUCUCUGAAAAGCGAAUCGCCGUGGCAUCUUCUUGGAAUGGAAAAAUCAAUAUUUUUGAAAUGGAGGAAAACAAUUUGACAACAACUCGACCCGUAAAAGAAUUCACACAUCGAAUGAACUGUCGUUAUCUGGAGUGGAAUGAAAGGACCAAAUAUUUGGCCAGUGGUGGUGAUCAGGGGAUCAAUAUUUGGUCUAUGGACCACGACAUGCCAAUUUAUAGCCUGGAGUUUCCUCUACAGGAGGAGGAGGAAGAGGAGGAGGAAAAGGAAACAUUUGCUUGGCGCUUGUGCACAGGAAAUGGGGAAGCAGAGGGCGGAAUCGAAAGGGCAAGGAAAUCAGCCAAAAACUUCACUUUUGUUAUUGGUUCGAUGGAAGGCGUUUUUAUUUGGAAUCCUCUGGAAUGCGAACAACAGCCGCGACGUCUUUCCGAUGAUACAGAACGCUCGCCUUUUCAUCGGACGGUCGAUUUCUUGCAGCCGGGGGCGUUGAGGAAUUAAUGAUUUGGCCAGCGGAGGACUGGGUACAAAU
Molecule: messenger RNA, 3124 nt
Organism: Daphnia magna
Lineage: Eukaryota; Metazoa; Arthropoda; Branchiopoda; Diplostraca; Daphniidae
Exons: 13
Coding region: 1141-3093 (650 amino acids)
Biological process (GO): intrinsic apoptotic signaling pathway in response to endoplasmic reticulum stress; protein phosphorylation; IRE1-mediated unfolded protein response
Cellular component (GO): IRE1-TRAF2-ASK1 complex
Molecular function (GO): RNA endonuclease activity; protein serine/threonine kinase activity; ATP binding
Source: RefSeq, a predicted model, not a curated record